ACUCAACGAAAGCAGUGAAGUGCGCUCAAAACAGUUUUAAGUGAAAAUGCUAGAAGUGUCAAUUAAACUAACAUGAAAAUGUAUAGAAAGUUGUUCUGGACGCUCAUACAUGGCUUUGCUAUGCUGCCUACUAUUGCUGUAAGGGAUUCUCACGUGGUGAACCGCAAACUGAUAGACGUCCCUCAGUUCGAGAGACCCAUCGGCAACCACACCUUCCACAUAGGCAAGGAGGCUGUUCUUGGAUGCUCUGUCAUCAACUUAGGGAAGCAUAAGGUGGGCUGGCUUCGAGCAGAAGACCAGACAGUCCUAUCCCUGAACGACCGAGUGGUCCUAAGUCCUCGGUACUCCGUGAAUCUGGAUACUCCGAGUACUUGGCAGUUAAGGAUUAGACCGCUGAGGGCUGAGGACCGCGGCUGCUACAUGUGUCAGAUCAAUACCCAGCCUAGUAUGAAGUGGCAGAUUGGUUGUAUCGAUGUUUAUGUACCACCUGACAUCAUAAACGAAGAAACAUCAGCAGAUGUUUCAGCCCAGGAGUUGGAUAACGUGACACUCAUCUGCAGAGCAUCAGGACACCCGCCUCCGAAGAUCACGUGGAGACGUGAGGAUCACGAGCCUAUGUUGCUGAAGAAAGUCGGGAGCAGGGAUUUUUAUAAAGUGGAGAGCUUCGUGGGCAGCUCGCUGCCACUGUGGCGCGUAGACCGGCGGCAGAUGGGCGCAUUCCUGUGCAUCGCCGCCAACGACGUGCCGCCUGCCGUCAGCAAGCGCAUCAUACUUAAUGUUAACUUUUCCCCAACCGUGAUAGUGCCGAAUCAACUGUUGGGCGCCCCGCUCGGCACUGAUGUGGUGUUGGAGUGCACGGUGGAAGCUUUCCCCAACACCAUCAACUACUGGCUCAAGAAUCGAGGGGAGAUGCUGCUUGAUGGGCCAAAGUACGAGAUAAGUGAAGAACGUUCAUCAUACAGAGUGAUGAUGAAGCUGACCAUCAGACACUUUUCUAGAAGUGACAUCGGUACUUACAACUGUGUGAGCACCAACUCGCUCGGCAAGAGUGAGGGCACGCUCAGACUUUAUGAAAUAAAACUAUACCCCAGUUCCCAAUCGGCUGCCGAAGUUAACAUAGGCGGUCUCACAGAAGGAGCAGUGAAACAAAAAACUGCAUUCAAUAAUUCAGUCAAUUUGUUAUCAAGGACGGUCAAUGUAAUAGUGUUGUUAUUAGCAUUAAUAAUAAUAACAUCUUAGGAGCUUAUUGUUGUAAUAAAAGUUAAUGUAAAUAUGUAAAUAAAUAAUUCAGCAAGGCCAUUAUUGUAAGCGUUGUUAUUUUACUAUCAAAUAAUAACAUUAAUUUUGUAAAAAAACAUUGUUAUAAUUUUUUCACAAGACAUUGCCCAAUUUUUAUCAUUUUUCACUUCAUUAUUCUGAAAUAUGCAAAAAAUCACGAUAAAAUUUUGUAUCAUAAAAUCCUACUCAGAACGAUAUUUAUUUUGUUUCCAAUUAUUUUCGAAACAUGACGUAUCCUUUAGGUGUUAAAAAUAGUAAACCUUGUAUCCUACAAAUUAAGUACUGUUAUCCAAAACCUGAUUAUUGUAAACAAUUAUGCCAUUAAACAUUUUAGAACAAA
Messenger RNA from Helicoverpa zea (corn earworm), 1618 nucleotides. Its product is annotated as protein CEPU-1-like. The transcript has 9 exons. NCBI's taxonomy places the organism in Eukaryota, Metazoa, Arthropoda, Insecta, Lepidoptera, Noctuidae. Bases 73 to 1239 code for a protein of 388 amino acids. Gene Ontology annotation, cellular component: neuron projection. The record is from RefSeq and is a predicted model, not a curated record.